CAGUGCAUCUUAGCCUAACGAGCACAACUCUCGCGAUAGUUUCCAACACAUGGCUGCCUACAGUGUUAACUUCUCAAAAUGAGCUUGUGAAUGCAAACAAAGUGUCGAAGUAAAAGAAGUCACGUAUUUUCCUACGUUAUUAGUACUCCCCGGCUUUAGGUGAAAGUUUGACACCGUCUAGGAGGAAUUUGUUUAAAGCCAAGCUGCGAGCAGAACCAAAGGCCAAGCAAGCCACAACACAGGUUAGCGGGUGUUGUGAUGUCCUCGACCCCCAGCAGACUCAAAUACCCACACUGCAGGAAGAAGCACUAUCCUAGUAGCACUUACCUCACCCACGUCUGACAGCCCCACUACCAUACACAAGGCCCUUGGACAUCAGGCAGAGGACUUGACAGAAGAGACUGAUACACAAAGAGGAUGUCAGAUUCCACCGGAGGUGGUGAAAGUGGAGGUAUAACAGGUGCAGGGCAAGACACAGAAGCGGAUAAUGAGCCCCCUCAACAGGCCCUACCUUUUCCUAAAGGUGUCAGCUCAGAGGCAAGGGAGACCUCAGAAGAGGAGGUCCCUCCAGCUGCCAAACGGCCCAAGAUAAAUGAGGAGGAGCUGGGACAGGUUACUGAGCCUGUCAUGAUGCAUGGUGAAACACCAGGACAGUCUGGUUUACAACAGGAAGACCCAGCCCAUCCAGCACAAAGAACAGAAGAAUCACUACAAUGUCAAGGAUGGGAAGAGGUGCCUGUGAGUGUGGGAGGUGAAGAAGCGUGCCAUCAGAAUGGAAAUGGAGGGCAUGAUGCUCCCUUAGAAGAAGAAGAGACAAAACCACAAGAGGAGCACGACGCUAAUGGAUCUGCAGAGAGCCCCAGUGAAGGGCAACAGCUUGGCUUGGAUUUUAGCCAGAACCCCCAGAUGCUGACUGGUUCAUGGACUGAGUACUCCAGCCUCCCAGAGAAUUACCUUAAAGGCUGCAAAUGGGCCCCUGAUGGUUCCUGUAUCUUGACCAACAGUGCAGACAAUGUGCUCCGUGUGUACAACCUCCCCCCAGAGGUGUAUAGCUACACCUGGGAUUUACUUCCUGAGAUGAGUCCAGCACUGAGGAUGGCAGAGGGAGACACCAUCUAUGACUACUGCUGGUACCCCAAGAUGAACUCUCUGGACCCAGACACAUGCUUUCUAGCCAGCAGUAGCCGUGACAACCCAAUCCAUGUAUGGGAUGCUUUUUACGGGGAGGUGCGAGCCACUUUCCGACCCUACAAUCACCUGGAUGAGCUAACAGCAGCUCACUCCCUCUGCUUCUCGCCCGACGGGAUGCAGCUUUACUGCGGCUUUGACAAAACUGUCAGGGUCUUCUACACUGAACGUCCUGGAAGAGACUGUGAGGAGCGCCCCACCGUAGUGAAGAAGCAGGGCCAAAGUGGCAUCAUCUCUUGCUUUGGCUUCAGUUCUUGCCAGUCUGUUUAUGCCUGUGGCUCUUACUCCCGCUGUGCUGGGCUCUACUCCUGCCAAGACGGCACCCUGCUGGCUCUGCUGCCAACCCGCCACCAUGGAGGCCUAACCCAUCUGCUCUUCUCCCCUGAUGGCAACUAUCUGUACACUGGUGGGCGCAAGGAUCCAGAAAUACUGUGCUGGGACCUAAGAGAGCCAGGCAAGGUUGUGUUUUCUCUUAAGAGGAACGUGGCCACUAAUCAGCGCAUCUACUUUGACCUGGACCUAUCAGGCAGGUACCUGCUGAGUGGCAACACAGAGGGAGUGGUGUCAGUCUGGGACACCCAGACAGCUCCUACUGAUGGUGACGAGCAGCUGCUACAACCUCAGCUCAGGUUCCAGGCCCACUGGGACUGCACCAAUGGCAUCAGUAUUCAUCCCUUCAUGCCGUUGUUGGCAACUUCCAGUGGCCAGCGUCAGUUCCCGUGGCCCAGCGACAGCGAGGGUGACUCGGCCUCUGAUGGUGAGGGAGAUGAAGCUAUUUUGUCACCGCAGGAGAUUAGACAAGACAACACCCUGUCACUGUGGUGGGCUGGACCACUUGGCCCUGCUGCAGAGGGAAACCAGGAGCUGAACACAGCGUCGGUGGAGGUCUGAAGCUCUGGUAGUUCAUUGUUCUGGCACAAAUUGAGUUACACUUGCCAUGUGAUAUUUAUUUUGGGAAUGUUUGGUGUGGGGAAAAAAACAAAUUGUACCAGUCAUAUUCUUUUAGCCAUCAAUGAUAUCAAGUCCUGAGGUAGAACUGGAUCAUUCCUAACAGCUGGUUUAUUUAAAUAUUGCCUAUUUACAGUUCAAAUAAAUGACUGAAAUUGAGCCUUAACAUAUCACCUGCACAUUUACAACAAAACCUCAUUGUUCAUUCAAAUUCUGUACCAAGACUGUGAUCAGUCCUAAUAGGAAGAACGUUUUCUUUAAAACCAUACUCAGGUUGAUGUGCGAAGCAGGUUGCAUCAGAAUUUGACUGGGGUCCCAUAUUUCUCUCUUUUUUUUGCCAAAUUUGUGGCAGAACAUUUUAAAUUUCAGUCGAGAUCAAGUAUAAUGAAUCUUUUAUCAAUGAGGGACCUUUCCUGAGCCGGAUGAGUUUGAUUCAGCUCAAAGCCUAGACUGUGGUUGUGAAGCAGCCCAGUGUCUGUGUACUGAUCGCACCUCCAAUCUGAGUUUUCUGUGGGAAUGUUUAUUUACUUGUGUGUGGCUGUAGUCCCUAACUGCUAUAGUUACAGUAAGUGCCAUUUGUUCUUGAGCUUUGCUUUUGUAAACUAAAGAGAUCUUGCAUUUUUACCUUCUUUUUUAAACUACUGAACACACCACAUUUGUGUCGCUCUGUGCAAGUCCACAAAAUGUAUAUUUUUGUAAAGCCGUGAUGUAACUUCUAAUUUUUUGAUUGUGACUAGCUUGAUUACAGUAACCUCGUAACUAUUUGUGUCUUUAUUAAGUAGGCACACGUGGAAAACCUGAUGUCUGUUAUUUUUUUCUACAGAUUGUGCUCAGAUUACAUUUGAAACUGUGAGUGGAGAUGAAGCAGCACAAAACACUGUAUUUGAAUAAUUGCAUUAAUAAUGUACUACAGUGAUUUGCUCAGUGCUUAUGUUGCCAUUAGUGGGCUGUGUUUUGCUGUAGGUUAUCUUUUUUGAUUUGUAGGUGGGUCAGAGGCUCAGCACACUUCAACGACAGCCCUGUAUCUUUCAGUGCUAUCAAAUUUGAAGCCUCUGCAGGUUUGGGUUUCUCUUUUUAGAGCUCAAAUAUUUUUGCCAAGCAAUAUUAGCUUUGAUUGUAUAGCAAUUAUUAGAAAAUACUACACAAAUUAAUGCUCCACCACGAAGCACUAGCUUCUAAAUAGAUGACUGUCUGCAACAGGUGGAUUUUUGUGGUUUUAUUCAAGCUGGAGUGAAUUAAAAGCAUAUCUGUUCAGUCUUACUCAUUGUUGUCCUUUAUGUUUAAGGCAGGUCAGAGUUGGAUGCCCUGUAAUAAAUCCCCGAUGAAUGCAAGAUGAUGUUACACUCGAGACAAGAGACAGCUCUUAAAAGCUAAAGUGACUACUGGCUUUCACUUGUGAGAUGGAAACUAUUCAUAGCUUUCACCUUUCCACACAUUCUGUAUGAGUGCACACAUACUCAUAUAUUUGAUUGUAUGAAACCACAGGGGUACACUGAGCAGAGAGCCAGGUUGGAGAGCCGCACUGUUGUGUUGUGCAGGUUGCUAAGCGACCGUCUACGCCUUGGGAGAGGAAAGUAGGUAGAAAGACGGCAAGAGGAAAAAUUGGGGGCAGACAAAGAAAAAAAUGCCAAACAAGUGUAAUAAAUAAUUCAGUGGUGUAGUGAUUGCUUCUUGUUUGUCUGGUGGUCUGGACUUGUCUCAGUCUUGGCCCUACCAGAGACAAAAUGCCUGUAUUGCUCACAUUGUAGGGACAAACUGGUUACACACUCACAUUAUGUGUAAAUAUAUUUUUGAGCAACAACGUUGUUUAGGUCGGGGUUAGUCAAGUAGUG
Messenger RNA from Monopterus albus (swamp eel), 3968 nucleotides. It is a transcript of the gene wrap53, whose product is annotated as WD repeat containing, antisense to TP53. Gene Ontology annotation, biological process: Cajal body organization. Gene Ontology annotation, molecular function: RNA binding; protein binding. Gene Ontology annotation, cellular component: Cajal body. The coding region runs from base 418 to 2079 and encodes 553 amino acids. The record is from RefSeq and is a predicted model, not a curated record. NCBI's taxonomy places the organism in Eukaryota, Metazoa, Chordata, Actinopteri, Synbranchiformes, Synbranchidae. The transcript has 11 exons.